Phalaenopsis equestris is the source of this 1284-nucleotide messenger RNA. RefSeq lists its product as uncharacterized. The record is from RefSeq and is a predicted model, not a curated record. The transcript is spliced from 5 exons. NCBI's taxonomy places the organism in Eukaryota, Viridiplantae, Streptophyta, Magnoliopsida, Asparagales, Orchidaceae. Bases 235 to 1086 code for a protein of 283 amino acids.
GUGUCCGCAUAGAAAUCCGACUUCUAAUCGUCUCCCUUCGUUCUCAAUCCGAGCUCUCCGGUAACGCAAUCGCAUCGAAGACGAGAAAUACCGAGGGUUUCACUCUCACGCGUGCCUCGCUUCAGUUGGAAUAGCCGAGAGUAUUGUGAGAACUCUCGUUUUCUCUGAUUGAUUCUCUUGGAAACGAACAAUCAUGGACAUGCCUUUAGGCGUUUUGGCUUUGCGUGUGCAUGUAUGCGGAGGUUAGUUGAGUGUUUACAUAUUGGUAGUUGUAAAAUGAGAAGGCCAGGGCAUUAUGGGGAUGCUGGUGUGAAUCCUAUGAUGGCUGCACAGAUGCAACAUAUGUCAGCUCAAAGAAUGCAGUAUAACUCGGGUGUGGGAAAUUUUGCGGGACAUGCCGGUGAAGAACAUCAAUAUAUGCCUUCAAAAGCUGAGAGGCAGUGGCAAUGGGAAGUGGAUGGUUCUAAAGGAGCGAAGUCCAUGUCGCCUGAUAUGUACAAGUCAGGUCAAGUAAGCGAUGCUUCUCGAUCGGCGUAUCAAGGUCAAAGACCAGACUCCAAAGUUGGAUUGGAGAAACAAAUGGCUAGAGAUCCAAGAGAAAAUAAAGAAGUUGGCUAUGAGGACAGCAAUCAUCCCCAGACAUUUGAGGGCCUGGAAGAGAAAUUCCUUGAGGACAUCAUGAAAUUAACCAAAGAACAACAGGAAGCUGAAGACAAGGAAAAUGCCAGACACAGAGAUAGACUGAGUGAGAUUAAUAAGCAAUAUCAAGAAAAACUGGCGACGAUUCGGGCUCGGCAGGCUACUCUCAGAGACGAGUAUCUCCGCAAGGAAUCGCAGGUUCGUCAUAAGCAGUAUCAGCAGGCUAACAUAAGCAACUAUCAUCCCAAUGAGGCUUAUGCCUAUGGCUCUGUCGCUACUCCUGCUGCUGGUCAUGGAGAUCCGCAUCAGGCUUAUGGCCGAGGUAACUUCGACGCUUAUGGAGAACGGACUGAGUUCGGCGGGGGUGGUCGGAGCCGUGAGUUUGAUUCUCGAGGGCAGUAUCCUGGCGGCCGAUCUUAUAGUUCCGGCGGCGGACGGUAUUAUUGAGAAAGUUUUGUGGAGCUUAGAACAGUGAGAUCUUCUUUUCUUCCUCAUAUGAACUUCAUGAAAGCUAUAUAUAUAUAUUGAAGCAGUGGUAAUUAGCAGCCGUGGUUUCUCAAAUGUCGAACACAGUUCUCUGUGUAGUUCUAUUGUGAUGUUUUACUGAAGAUAAUGUUUUUAAAGAUUUACAGAAGCUUUUUGGAA